Molecule: messenger RNA, 727 nt
Organism: Notodromas monacha
Lineage: Eukaryota; Metazoa; Arthropoda; Ostracoda; Podocopida; Cyprididae
Source: the annotation of a GenBank genome assembly
GCAGAAAAGUCGUUCAGGUGGAUUAAGACGAGUGUGCGUGAAGAGCGAGAUUUUCCGAGCACUGAAUCCGAGUAGGUUUGGGAUGCGUGUUCCGCAUUUAGCGAACUAGGGGAACUUGAAGGUGGCGAAGUCGGAAACUUGUCCCUCGACAUCCGCCGAACUUGACCCCGCUACGCAGACCGAGUGACUGAUUUACGAAAGCCAAGUCAAGAUGUAUUCCGACAUCGGAAUCAUACCCCAGAAACUAUAUGGAGACAGCAAUGUGUCAGGAGCCAUGGGUGGCGCCGGCGCCGGGAUGGCGUCUUAUUCGUCCGCCGCCGGGAUGUCGAUGAACGGCAUGCCGUCAUAUUCCAUGGAGGCGUCCUACGGCCGCCAAUCCUCGAGUCUCACAUCCAACAUGCUUUCCGGAUCCACUGCUUCCGGCGCCAACAUGUCGCCGAUCGGUUCCAUGGCUGCCAUGAACGGGAAUUGCAUGUCUCCGUCGAUGGGAUCGCCUUAUACGUCAUUGGCACCCUCCGUCAACAAUAUGACCUCCAUGGCGUCUUGCAUGGGUUCCAUGGGUUCUAUGAACAACAUCAACAGCGCAUUGUCAAGGUGCAACGUCUACCGCGUGUCAUCCAAAUAUCUUUCAGUUCAAACGGAAGUUAAAAUCAACUACAAGUCCCGCGGAAAAUGUUCGGUGCAGUUUCCCAAGCUCGUUGCUUGUUCUUCGCUCAGCAUCUCUUAA